Molecule: messenger RNA, 1529 nt
Organism: Centruroides sculpturatus (bark scorpion)
Lineage: Eukaryota; Metazoa; Arthropoda; Arachnida; Scorpiones; Buthidae
Product: KAT8 regulatory NSL complex subunit 2-like
Exons: 9
Coding region: 93-1484 (463 amino acids)
Cellular component (GO): NSL complex
Source: RefSeq, a predicted model, not a curated record
UGCAGUCGUUAGUUUAAGGUGCGCCAGCGGAAAGCCAAUCAACGGUAUCUUCAUAGUUUGUUGUUGAAAGAGUUCGACUAAGUGAAUCGACAAUGAAAAUGAACAGUAAUAAGAAGUCUUCUAGUGCUAAGAAAGGAAAAAUUCCUCAAGAAAAAUUAUUCUGUAAUUAUGUGCAUAGGGUAUGCAUGCAGACACGUUUAGAUGGUUAUGAUUAUUGCCUAAGGCAUAUAUUAGAAGAUAAAACAGCACCAUUCAAACAGUGCAGUUUUGUUCAUCCUCAGAAUGGCAAACGUUGCACUAAAGCUGCUCCUAAAAAUGAUAAGAAAGAUGGCGUGUGUCCUUGGCAUGCUAGAAAAGCACUUUUAAACAGAAGAGCUGCAAGCAUGAAAAGAACAGUUCAGUCUCCCAAAGCAAUUUUAGAAGCAUUGGAACAUUAUUGUGCUGGACCACAUGAUUCUCAAAACAUUAGUGGAAAUUGGAAUUAUUCAUCAACUGACAAUGGAACUCACUCCAAUUUUUCUCUAAGUAAAUUUAUAGAUAGAGACAUAGAUAGUGAUAAUGAAAGAGAAACUACUGUAGUUGAUCAAACAUGGCGAAAAUCCAUUGAUAGUGAUAAUGAAAGCAUUGAUAGCGAACAGGAUGAUCCUUUAAAGCAUGCUGGGGUUUACACUGCUGAAGAAGUAGCAAUGAUUACAAGAGAUAAGUUAAUUAAAUUGCAGUCACUAUAUAUUGAUCAGUUUAAAAGACUUCAACACAUAUUGAGAGAAAAACGCCGAUUAUAUGUUCGUACAGUAAAAUCAGAAAAAGAAACUUUAGGACCAAUACAGAACCAAAAUAAUGAUGUUACUUAUCAGAAACUGAAAGCUUUACAGAGAUAUCAUCAAAUAUAUGGCAAAGAAGCCAUUUUGAAAGCUCAAUAUAAAGAGAGAAGGAAAGCUAUAUCAGAAGGAAGUAAUUACAUACCACCUUCUUAUCCCAAAUGUGUCUUUCAAGAGGAUGGUCACCAGUGUGGUUUUAGAACUAUUCCUCUCAGUAAAUACUGUAAAAAGCAUAUAUUGUCUGAUCCACAUCAAGUAUUAUUUAAAUCUUGUCAUGGUAAAGAAGGUGACUGUAAUAAGCCAAUUAUUCCAUACAAUGAUCAAGUCACAUGCCUAUAUCAUGCUCAUCUAACAUCCCUUCCAAUUGGAAAGAGUCAUAAUAUGAACAAUCCUCCAGAAAAUCCAGAAAUUUCUCCCAUGGAAACAGAUGUACUUUCACUAGAACCAGAACACUUUCAAUCAAUGGAUGACAUUGCAUCACUUGGUCUAGAUGUAGUACAGCCCGGUUCGUUGUUUGGACUGAAUCAGUUUGGGGAUCCGGGAGAAUCGACAGACUCCGCUCUAUCCGGAGACAACGCGGGAGAUCUCAUCCAGCCUCUCUCGCUAAAUUCCUCAGACAUUCUCUGCACAGAAAGGAAGCAGUUGGAUCAGGAAGUGGACAAAUAACUAAUCAAUAAAAGAAAAAAAAAAAAAACUUUGUUAUAAAGCCAA